AUGACAAGCGCCGUUGUUUUUGCUUUGGUUAUUGGAAUUGACCGGUUGGUUAGUGUUAAGUGGCCACAUAUGUAAGUUAUGGUGGGUUUGGGCAUAGUGAGGUAGAUUAUGGGUAAGGACGGUUAUGGCAAAGCUAGUGUUACAAACAAUGCUAAAAAUGUGGCCUUAGGCUAAACGUGGACUAGGCCUUGAGCAAAGCUUAGACUAAGGCCGAGUUUUAGGCUAAGCAAAGGCAUAAGAUUUGAGAAAAGCUUAAGGUUAGGGCUCUGAGCUAGGGCUCUGGGCUAGGGCUCUGGGUUAGGUCUUUUGGCUAAAACUCUUCAAGCUUUUUUGAGCUAAAUAAUUGUUUUAGAUAUCUAAAAAUCGAGCUAUUCCCAUACAUACCUCUAGUAUGUUGCUUCCCUUUACUUUUAUCACUGUCUGUAAUUGGCUUUAGCUUUUACGUGAUGAAGCAAAACUCUAAUACCUACGUUAGUUGUACUAUAAAUGGAGUGCUUUCCAAUAACAAAGAAUUUGUACUACUUAUUCACACACUGCAUGCUAUUAUUGCUAUUGUCACAUUAUUUGUGUACAUGUACAUUUGGCGGUUGGCUACGGGGCUUCGUAAGUCAUAUGUUUAAAAGGGACGUUGGCUUAGGUAGGGGUAAAAAAUACAGUAAUAAUUAGAGUUUCAUAGGGCUUUGGAAGCUGUUCCGGCUCCGAGGCAGCUCCGGCUUCUGAGGUGGGAUCGGAGCCGAAAUGGUAAUAUAUGAAAGGCGGGUCCAGAGCUGGAGUUGGAACUGGAUCUAAAGCUUGAGCUUGAGCUAGAGCUAGAGCUAAAGCUAGAGCUAGAGCUAGAGCUAGAGUUGGAAACACUGUCAUUAGUUUUAAAUUUUUGAAUUUUACUAAUAAUAAUAUACAGUAUUCCUUAAUUUUAGCAACAAAAACCAAAAAACUGAUAAAGUCAUUGAUUAUUGUUACACUAUCAUUCUUUAUAACAUGGCUAAUCACCAGUAUCUCUUUGGUAUUCGUGUAUGUUAGCGAACUAAGCGAGGAAAAUAAGUUUAAAAUACGAAUUUUUAUGACCGGAGUCUUUACUCUGUGUGGAUUCAGCGACUUUGUCAUCUAUUACAGACUGAAGUAAGUUUUUUUAAAAUAUUUGUCACAGUUUUUAGUCUAACAGUUUGCUAUACAGGGUGCGCCAAAAGUUCUGUUACAUGGUUCUUGGUUUUGUAACAGAACUUUUGGCGCACCCUGUAAAGACUGGGUAAAAAUUAUACCUUAAAAUAAGCCUAUUUUAGUCAAGAGUACAGACACGCUUUCCUGGAGCAAUUUUACUUUUGGGACUCAAAAAAAGUUAUUAAAAGACAUAGCUACGCUAAUGUUAAAGUGCACAGUGCGGAACAACGACGUUCUGGCGAAGACUUGGUUUUCCAUGUGCCGACGAACUUAUAA
This is a messenger RNA of Bursaphelenchus okinawaensis, 1434 nucleotides long. Lineage: Eukaryota; Metazoa; Nematoda; Chromadorea; Rhabditida; Aphelenchoididae. The record is from the annotation of a GenBank genome assembly.